Messenger RNA from Bombina bombina (fire-bellied toad), 3211 nucleotides. RefSeq names its product neurotrophic receptor tyrosine kinase 2 (gene NTRK2). Gene Ontology annotation, cellular component: signaling receptor complex; axon; plasma membrane. Bases 347 to 2791 code for a protein of 814 amino acids. Lineage: Eukaryota; Metazoa; Chordata; Amphibia; Anura; Bombinatoridae. The record is from RefSeq and is a predicted model, not a curated record. The transcript is spliced from 16 exons. Gene Ontology annotation, biological process: cell surface receptor protein tyrosine kinase signaling pathway; positive regulation of kinase activity; cellular response to brain-derived neurotrophic factor stimulus. Gene Ontology annotation, molecular function: ATP binding; brain-derived neurotrophic factor receptor activity; brain-derived neurotrophic factor binding.
UAGCAGCUGAGAAGUAGACGCAUCUUCUCCUGUACCAGGCAUUUCCCCUCAUUACCAAACCGUCUCUGCAUCAAGGAAGAAGAAACAUCAGAUUUCAGAUUGUUUGUUGCUUUUUUCCCAUUUUCAAGUGUUAUUUCUUUUGGAAACUGAUAAUUAUGCGUUUUAUCACUUAAUACUCGUCUGAAUACUGAUUUUGUUCUCCUGAGGAUUAUGAUACUCAUUAGGCUUCACUGUUGACUCCCAUCACUGGAGCUGUCAAUACACAGCAGACAGUACCAAGCCUGGGUCUGUGGAAGAGGUUACUGGAUUCCCCUGAUUUCUGGAUUCUGUGUACCUGAGAUCCAUCAUGGGCCUUGGGGGAAGGUGGCAUGGACCUGACCUUUGUCAGGUGUGGUGGGCUUGCUGUGUGUUCCUGGCUUUGUUAUGGAAGGGGCUGGCUUGCCCUACGACCUGCACGUGUUACCCCACUAUUAACCCCACCAGUAUCUGGUGCACGAAGUCCAACUCUGGGAUUGCUUCCUUGCCCAUUCUGGAUGACAUCAAGCAGGCAAAGAACAUCACUGACAUCUACAUCGAGAACCAGCCCAGGUUGACCAGUAUCAAUGAUGAGGAUCUUCGGAUGUACACUGGAUUGAGAAAUCUGACUGUGAUUGACUCUGGGCUAAAUACUGUAUCACUCCAGGCAUUCCGGAAAAACCGCAAACUUACAUAUAUAAACCUUUCCAGAAAUAAGCUGAAAACCCUUGUCAGGAGGCCUUUUCGUCACCUUUCCCUGACUAAACUAGUUGUAGAGGGCAAUCCAUUCCAGUGCUCAUGCGAUUUAUUAUGGAUUAAGAUAUUUCAGGAAAGUAAUUCCAUAAACAAGGAGGACCAAAAUCUUUACUGUAUCAAUAACAAUCAUAUGAAGAUUGCUCUUUUCAACUUGCAGAUACCCAGCUGUGGUUUACCAGUAGCAAAUGUGAGCACAACCAAUGUCACAGUUAAAGAAGGUAAAGAUGUAUCUCUGUACUGUGAUGCUACUGGUCUCCCACCUGCUAAUGUCUCCUGGAAUAUAUCUCAGCUCUUGUCAAAAACUCUGAUAGAUGUAACCAAACGACCAUCUAUCCUUAAUUUGAAGAAUAUAACAUCUCUGGACAAUAAAAAAGUUGUGGUGUGUUCAGCAGAAAAUAUUGUGGGAGAAGAUCAAAUCACUGUUGAGUUAAAUGUUCACUUUCCCCCAGUGAUCACAUAUCUUGACUUUCCAACUUUGGACCACCACUGGUGUAUCCCAUUCAGUGUGAAGGGCAAUCCCAUGCCCAGUUUGCAGUGGUUUCAUGAAGGAACUAUCUUAAGUGAAACAGAAUUCAUUUGGAGUAAAAUACACGAAUCAAGUAAUAAUUUAAAUGAACAUCAUGGUUGUCUUCAAUUGGACAGCCCAACACAUUUGAACAAUGGAUAUUAUACAUUGAAGGCACAGAAUGAAUAUGGAGAAGAUGAACGUAUAAUAUUCGCCCAUUUCAUGAAAGAUCCUAUUGAUGAUUAUGAAACAACCUCAAAUGACCUUGGUGGAACUACAGAUAUUGGAAAUGGUGUAACGUCAACAGAUGUUUCCAUUGAUGGAAGUGAAGACAGCAUCACUGUUUACGUUGUGGUUGGAAUUGCAGCGUUAGUUUGCACCGGCUUAGUGAUCAUGCUAAUUAUCUUAAAGUUUGGAAGACACUCUAAAUUUGGACUAAAAGGACCUUCCUCAGUAAUCAGUAAUGAUGAUGAUUCAGCCAGCCCUCUUCAUCAUAUUUCUAAUGGUAGCAACACUCCAUCUUCUUCAGAAGGAGGACCAGAUGCAGUAAUUAUUGGCAUGACCAAAAUCCCUGUCAUUGAGAACCCGCAAUAUUUUGGAAUCACCAACAGCCAUCUCAAACCUGACACAUUUGUUCAGCAUAUAAAAAGGCACAACAUUGUUCUGAAGAGAGAACUAGGAGAAGGCGCCUUCGGGAAGGUGUUUCUCGCUGAGUGCUACAAUCUUUACCCUGAGCAGGAUAAAAUUCUGGUGGCAGUAAAGACACUCAAGGAUGCUAGUGAUAAUGCCCGAAAAGACUUCCAUCGAGAAGCAGAGUUGUUAACAAACCUACAGCAUGAGCACAUUGUAAAGUUUUAUGGUGUUUGUGUGGAAGGUGACCCACUUAUUAUGGUCUUUGAAUAUAUGAAGCACGGGGAUCUUAACAAGUUCCUUAGGGCCCAUGGACCAGAUGCAGUUCUCAUGCAAGAAGGGAACCGUCCUGCUGAAUUGACCCAAUCCCAGAUGCUGUACAUAGCUCAGCAGAUUGCGGCAGGUAUGGUGUACCUGGCAUCACAGCAUUUUGUACAUCGAGAUCUGGCAACAAGAAAUUGUCUAGUUGGAGAAAAUCUUCUGGUGAAAAUAGGAGAUUUUGGCAUGUCAAGAGAUGUGUACAGCACUGAUUACUACAGAGUUGGAGGACAUACUAUGUUGCCAAUUCGUUGGAUGCCCCCUGAGAGUAUCAUGUAUAGGAAGUUCACUACAGAAAGCGAUGUUUGGAGUUUAGGGGUGGUAUUAUGGGAAAUUUUCACCUAUGGAAAACAGCCUUGGUAUCAGCUUUCAAACAAUGAGGUUAUUGAGUGCAUUACUCAAGGUCGAGUAUUACAGCGACCUCGAACCUGCCCGAAGGAAGUCUAUGAUCUAAUGUUGGGUUGUUGGCAGAGGGAGCCUCACAUGAGAUUGAACAUCAAGGAAAUUCACAGCCUUCUUCAGAACUUGUCCAAGGCAUCUCCUGUAUAUCUUGAUAUUCUCGGCUAACAUAUCAAGGGCUACAUAUAUGGGCUUGAUGAAUGAAUGUGGUGAACUGCUGCUGAACUCCAUAAAAUGCAUUAUAACCUCUGACAGUAUUAUUAACAAAGAUGCUGAGAAGAUUUUAAAGGGCAAGCAACACAAACGUAUCCACCUAUAGACACAGUAUUGACUAUUUACCAUGAAUAAGUUGUAUCUUUUUCUCUUUUUUCUGGUCUUCUUUUUACCUUCCCACCUUUCUUAAGUCUCUUUGAUCUUCUCACCAUUCCUUCUUCUCUAAGCUUUUGCAUUUAUGUAAAUCAGCAUACAUAGACAAAGGCCUUAAAACCGUCUCUGUUUAUCAGCAUCCACGCAUGUCUGUCUACUACAUCUUACAAUGCCUUCUUAUAUUCCUGCCUUCGAUGUGGAUAAAAAAAGGGAAAAAAAUUA